Molecule: messenger RNA, 2514 nt
Organism: Aspergillus luchuensis
Lineage: Eukaryota; Fungi; Ascomycota; Eurotiomycetes; Eurotiales; Aspergillaceae
Gene: HRK1
Product: putative protein kinase
Exons: 4
Coding region: 1-2514 (837 amino acids)
Biological process (GO): protein phosphorylation; intracellular signal transduction
Molecular function (GO): ATP binding; protein serine/threonine kinase activity
Source: RefSeq, a predicted model, not a curated record
AUGACGUCUGAAGCGACGGAUUUUGCCCAAGCCAACGCCAACAUGAACUCCGCUGCUGAAACUGCCCAAUCUCCUGCCCAGAUGACUCCUGGACAGGCGACCGAGUUUGCCGACAAUGACUAUAAGUUCAAGUCGCAACCCGGCCAAGUCCGGUUCUCGACCAUAACGGAGGAAAUUGAACCUUCGGAUUCCUCGGCCCCUCCCCAAGUACCGCCGGCCGAUGACACGAUGAACGAUCAAAAGCAAGAGGAGGAACUGCGGUCCCUGGCUGCCAGCCUACAAAAAUCCCAGUUACAAGAGACACGGUUGCGACAGUUCUCUUAUGACCCGAUUUCUCUUCCAUCUUCUAGGGUUGCGUCGCGAGAGUCAAGCGACCGCAGUGGUCGCGAACCCGAUGGAUCAGGCCUGCCCUCUCCCCGAGACUCCCCGACGGUGUCCGCUAUGCAGUCACCCCCGCUUACACCAGCCGCUACUCACUCACGUGAAGCCAAGUCUACUGAUACCUCGUCAACUUCGAACACUACGGACAAAGGAGCCCCGGGGCAGUCCGCUGCCAUGACCCCCACUACUUCCCCUCCGACAAGCGCGACCCUAAAGAACAAAGCCUCCCAGAGUGCCCCCUCUUCACGACCCUCUUCAACCGACCAACUGUCGAAACAGAAUAACGUCGCGCAAACAUCGUCCCAUCCGCUAAAUUCCCCGAAACAUAGGGCGCAGUUCUUCGUUGGCCCUGCGGCUGAUGGAGGUGCACAGGAUGAAAGCCCUCCGAUGACCCCGAGGGUUGAAAGCUAUACCCCUCCUGGUGCGAUUACACCCGUCGGAGAGCCCAAUGAUCCAUAUGCUCGCAGCAAACGGCCCCCACCGCCAAAGAACCUCGCGCAACUGGACCAACGCUUUAUCUUCAAUGGCAGAGAUGCGAAACGUCGCACAAACACCUCCUCGUCUUUCACCCGACCUAUGUCUCCUCGGUCCGCCAGUGCAAGUGAUCUCAGGUCCACCGAAAAGCGCAGCGGCUUUUUUGGCAGCAAAAAAGAGGUCAAGCAGCAGGAACCGGAAAGCAAGCCCCACGGCCAUAUGUCCGAGCUAAAGCGCUUCUUCAAACGGAACCACCACAAGCAUAAGCGUGCUGAUUCUCCCUCAUCCAUACCCUUCAAGAAGUCGAGCCGGUCUUCGGGCAAGAAUGGCCCUUUCCACACAUCGGAUAGUGUUCCAUUCGCUGACGACCAUGGGCUCAACUCAAAGUACGGGAAGCUAGGCAAGGUUUUAGGUUCAGGAGCAGGUGGAUCCGUUAGGUUGCUCAAGCGUAACAGCGACGGCGUGACCUUCGCUGUCAAGCAGUUUCGUGAUCGCCAUUCUUGGGAGAGCAUGAAGGAGUAUUCGAAGAAGGUGACUGCGGAGUUCUGCAUCGGCUCGACUCUUCAUCACGGCAAUAUCAUCGAGACACUGGAUAUCAUCCAAGAAGGCAGCCAUUGGUACGAGGUGAUGGAGUAUGCCCCGUUCGAUUUGUUUGCGAUUGUCAUGACCGGAAAGAUGGUGAAAGAUGAGAUUGCUUGCGCUUUCAAGCAGAUACUCAGCGGGGUGGCCUACUUGCACGGAAUGGGUUUGGCCCACCGGGAUCUGAAAUUAGACAAUGUGGUCGUCAAUGAACAUGGCAUCAUGAAGCUUAUCGACUUUGGGAGUGCGGUAGUUUUCCGGUACCCUUUCGAGAACGACAUUGUUCCUGCUUCUGGUAUCGUCGGCUCUGAUCCCUAUUUGGCUCCAGAGGUGUACGAUGAAAAGAAAUAUGAUCCCCGCCCCACGGACGUCUGGUCUCUGGCCAUCAUCUUCUGCUGCAUGACCCUGCGCCGAUUUCCCUGGAAGCAGCCCCGUGUCAGCGAUAACUCUUACCGACUCUUCGUCUCCCCGCCCACUCCCGGCACACCAGUUCCUGAUACAGACCCCAAGCGUCACCGAGUCGUCAAAUCGUCUCCUGAUCUCCAAUCGGCGGCUCACGAACAAAAAGCCCCGCAGGUUGUUGACCCCAAGAAGGGGCCUAUCGAUCAACCCGUGCAGGCUAAUGGACGUCAGGAGCCCCCGAAGAGUACUGCUCAGACAGGGCCUACCGCUGGAGAAGAGAACCGUCCUCCGGAGAGUCCACAGGAACGUACACCUACCAACAAGACCGCGGUAGAGGACAAGAACGGCCCUACUCACAAGCCCACCCGCACCACAAGCAAAGAAGCCCCCCCUCUUCCCGCUUCAUCCCAGCCUUCCGGCCAACGCCAGGAAGUCAUCAAGGGUCCCUGGAGACUUCUGCGACUUCUGCCACGCGAGAGCCGGUAUAUCGUCGGGCGCAUGUUGAAGGUGGGCGUCAAUGAACGCGCAACCCUCGAUGACGUCCUGACCGAUGAAUGGGUUCGCAACAUCAAGGCAUGUCAGCAGGAGCUUUCUGGUGAGGUCAUCCGGGCCCCUGGUCAUACCCAUGUUCUGGAACCACCAUCCGCCAGUGUUCCCGUACCCAGCAAGGCCAAGUGA